UCUCCGUCUCGGGAGACUUUCUUCCCAUGCUUUCCUAUAUAUAUACAUAGAAACCCUUUUGCAACAUAAUAUAUAACCAUAAACCAUUCUCAUUCACAAAAAUAGAAAGGCACCCAUAAUUCACUCACUCAGAGAGACCCACCACCACUAUCAUUAUCAUCUUCUUCUUCACAAUAUGCUUUUCUUUUUUUAUCUCCUGGCCUUGAAAUGAACCCUAUUUAGGGUUUUUUUCCUGGAGAUUUUCAGCUGUUUUACUUUCCUUUAGCUAGAUAGUUUUUUUUUUUUUCCCAAGAAGAUCAGAAAAAGGUACGCAAAAAAUGGGGAGAGGUAGGGUUCAACUUAAACGAAUCGAGAACAAGAUCAGCCGGCAAGUGACAUUCUCGAAGCGGCGGACCGGGUUGCUGAAGAAAGCACAUGAGAUCUCAGUGCUAUGCGAUGCUGAGGUCGCUUUGAUCGUGUUCUCCACAAAAGGGAAGCUCUUUGAGUUUUCCUCUGAUUCAAGCAUGGAGAGAAUACUGGAACGAUAUGAAAGGUAUUCAUAUGCUGAAAGACAGAUUGUUGCAACUGAUUCUGAAUCACAGGGAAACUGGACUCUGGAAUUCCCCAAGCUCUUGGCCAGAACUGAAGUUUUACAAAGGAACAUAAGGAAUUUCUUGGGAGAAGAUCUGGAUCCCUUAAGUUUAAGAGAGCUCCAAAAUCUUGAGCAACAACUUGAUACAGGUCUGAAGCGAGUACGAACAAAAAAGAAUCAACUUAUGCAUGAAUCCAUUACGGAGCUGCAGAAGAAGGAAAAAGCUUUGCAGGAUCAAAACAACUUGCUUGCUAAAGAGCUCAAGCAAAAUGAAAAGACAGUACUGGUCGAGCAUGCACACCGGGAGCAGCCAAGCAUAGGCCAAAACUCAAGCACCUUCAUGCUAUCCCCACAACAGUCGCCAGUACCAUUGACGCUAGCACUUCCUUCUCUAACUAUCGGUGGGACUACUUUCGGGGCAACAGCAAUAGUAGAUGAAGAUGCUGGAUCACAGACUCAGCCUAGUACCACCACGCUUAUGCCACCAUGGAUGCUCCGCCACAUGAAUGGAUAGAGUCACCAAGCUGAGGCUUUUUGAAGUGGAAAAGAUAACGACAUACAAUCCUUGUAAAGUUUAAUAUGAUGUUGCUCCAUCACGUCACUGUAUUUCGAAAUUUCAAGUCUCUCGAGACUGCACCUUUUCUUCUUAAAGAGUUCUUGGGCCCAAUACUGCAGUUUGCAUAUGGGCGUGGCUGAUA
Molecule: messenger RNA, 1269 nt
Organism: Juglans regia (Persian walnut)
Lineage: Eukaryota; Viridiplantae; Streptophyta; Magnoliopsida; Fagales; Juglandaceae
Product: agamous-like MADS-box protein FUL-L
Exons: 8
Coding region: 318-1085 (255 amino acids)
Biological process (GO): positive regulation of transcription by RNA polymerase II
Cellular component (GO): nucleus
Molecular function (GO): protein dimerization activity; RNA polymerase II cis-regulatory region sequence-specific DNA binding; DNA-binding transcription factor activity, RNA polymerase II-specific
Source: RefSeq, a predicted model, not a curated record